UGUCCCCCGUGCCAACACCCCUGGGUAAGGGGAUAUAAAAGCUGCUGUCCAGCUGGCCACUGUCAGACCUAGGGGAAGCUCGGCCGUGUGUGUUCCUGACCUGCGACCUGACCGGCUGGGACCAUGGGGUGCUGCCCGGGAGACUGCCUCAAUUGCUGCUCCCAGGAACAAGACUGUUGUGAGGAGUGUUGCUGUCAACAGGGCUGCUGUGGCUGCUGCGGCUCCUGCUGCGGCUCCUGCUGCGGCUCCUGCUGUGGCUGCGGAGGCUCUGGCUGCGGAUCUGGCUGCUGCGGGUCUGGCUGCGGGUCUAGCUGCUGUGGAUCUGGCUGCGGGGGCUGCGGAGGCUGCGGAGGCUGCGGGGGCUGCGGGGGCUGUGGAGGCAGCUGCUGUGGCUCCGGGUGCUGUGGCUCCUCCGGGUGCUGUGGUCCAGUGUGCUGUCAGCCCACACCUGUGUGCGAAACGAAAUGA
Onychomys torridus (southern grasshopper mouse) is the source of this 468-nucleotide messenger RNA. Its product is annotated as keratin-associated protein 17-1. The record is from RefSeq and is a predicted model, not a curated record. Lineage: Eukaryota; Metazoa; Chordata; Mammalia; Rodentia; Cricetidae. Bases 124 to 468 code for a protein of 114 amino acids. The transcript has a single exon.